UUCAACUGACAUUCUGUUUUCUCUUCUAGCUGCCAAAGGGCCGAGGGAUGAGCUGGGGUCAUUCUUCCCAAUGGCAUCUCCCCCUGGUCUGGAACUGAAGACACUGGGCAAUGGUCCCCAGGUUCCAAGGAGACCAGCCCCACUGGGCCCAGUGGCGCCACCCAGGAUGGGUGUGGAGAAUGCCUGCUUCUCCGAGGAGCAUGAGACUCAUUUCCAGAACCCUGGGGAUGCCAGACUGGGUAGCUCCCCCAGCCCUCCUGGAGGUGUCCCCUCACUGCCCCGGUCCCAGAGGGAUGAUCUUUCUCUGCAUUCAGAGGAGGGGCCGGGCCUGGAACCUGUGAGCCGCCCAGUGGACUAUGGCUUUGUUUUUGCUCUGGUUUUCUUGGUGAGCGGAAUCCUCCUGGUGGUAACAGCGUAUGCCAUCCCUCGAGAGGCCCGGGUUAACCCUGACACGGUGACAGCAAGGGAGAUGGAGCGCCUAGAGAUGUACUAUGCCCGACUGGGCUCGCAUCUGGACAAGUGCAUCAUCGCAGGCCUGGGGCUGCUCACAGUGGGUGGCAUGCUCCUGUCUGUGCUGCUGAUGGUCUCUCUGUGCAAGGGUGAGCUGUACCGAAGGCAGACCUUUGUCCCUGGCAGGGGAUCCAGGAAGACCUACGGCUCCAUCAACCUGCGUAUGAGGCAGCUUGCUGGGGAUGGGGGCCAGGUCCUAGUGGAGAACGAGGUUGUCCAAGUCUCAGAGACCAGCUAUACCACCCAGGGCUCUUAAAUGUCCAAAGGAUUCAGGAAUUUCCCCUGGAGAAAAGACCACCAUGUACCACAUCCAGCCCAGAACAUCCCCAAAGUCAAACCUAGUUCCAUGACUGAUCAUAGCUACCCUACAGUGACUAUUAUCAAAGGCACAAGUCCUCCUCCUCAAAGACAAGCUGCUCGGGUCUCUGCCCUGCAUGGUCUUGCCCUAAAAU
Molecule: messenger RNA, 962 nt
Organism: Phodopus roborovskii (desert hamster)
Lineage: Eukaryota; Metazoa; Chordata; Mammalia; Rodentia; Cricetidae
Gene: Tmem74b
Product: transmembrane protein 74B
Exons: 2
Coding region: 71-766 (231 amino acids)
Source: RefSeq, a predicted model, not a curated record